GUCGCGCGUGCAGUUCAGAGGCACCGCUCGCGUCCACAGGGCCCGGCUGUCCACACGCCCCUAUCCUAUCCCGGCCCGGCCGCCGGUGGCUGCAGACAGCGGGCGCGUCCAGGUUAUAACGGAACCUCACAGCAGCGCCGCGGUGUUGUCGGAGCGUGUUGACGUGUGUGCGGCGGACCGACGGAGGCGGACACCGCCGCACAACUUAUUAUUGUGACUGGACUGCUGGCCGGUACCCGGGCCCGGAGACUCACACGGGUGGUGUUUUGAGGAGCGACAGGAGGCAACAUGGUGGACUACUAUAACGUCCUGGGGGUGUCCAGAACAGCCACACAGGAUGACAUCAAGAAGGCGUACAGAAAGUUGGCCUUGAAGUGGCAUCCUGACAAAAACCCAGACAACAAAGAGGAAGCAGAACGAAAGUUCAAGGAACUUGCAGAAGCAUAUGAAGUCCUGUCUGACAAGAGCAAACGUGAUGAAUAUGACAGAUUUGGAAAUGACAGAACACGGCAAACAGGAACCUCCAGGCCAGACUACUCGUCAGACUUCCCAGGAUUCACCUUCACAUUCCGCAGCCCAGAUGAGGUGUUCAAAGAGUUUUUUGGUGGACAGGAUCCCUUCAGUAACUUCUUUGAUGACUUCUCCUCGUUUGGAGGUUCAUCUCGUCUCGGCCCCAGUCGAUUCUUCUCUUUUCCUUCAACGGGAGUUGAGUUCAGCUCCUUCUCCUCUUCUCUGGGCGGUCUGGACGGGAUGGAGAGCAUGGGUGGAGGGAUGAGCAACUUUAAGUCAGUUUCUACGUCGACUCGCAUCAUCAAUGGAAAACGCACCACGACCAAAAAGAUAAAGGAGAAUGGUCAGGAAAGAACAGAAAUUGAGGAAGAUGGGGUGUUAAAGAGCAUCUUAAUUAAUGGCGUGGAGGAUGAAAUGGCCCUCGCUAUGGAGCUGAGCAGACGAGGAGGAAAAUCCAACCCAUCCCCUCAAAAGCGUCAAAAAAUCGAGAACAGGCACCUGGCAGAGCCCGACAGACCCCAGCGCUGCCAUUACCCUGCAGCCACGCACCGCUCUUUCAGCUCAGCCCCCUUCUGCAACUACAAGGUUGCAGGAGAAAGCGAGGAAGACGAGGACGACGAAGACCUGCAGAUGGCUUUGGCGUGCAGCCUGUCAGAAAUGGAAGCCCAGCAAAGAGCUGCUGCUCCCGACUUCAUAUCAGGUGCCGGGGGAGGGGGCAGAGCCAAGAAUGACAAAGCUAGGAGCCAUGGGUUUGUCACAGUCACAAAUGUGAAGGUGUCCAGUGGCGGGAGGGUUGUCGCAGAGGAAAAGAGUCAGUUUAAAAUGGGCUCGGGGGCCGGUGAUAACUGUGCAAAGGAGUCGGGCUCGUCUUCCGAGUCUCCCACGACUGCCAGCACUGCGCCCACUACACCACUGAGCCAGUCCAGUGACGACAGGUUGAAGCCUGCAGAGAAAGACAGCGAGGCCAGUGUGAAAAAGAAAAACAAGUGUGGGUGUACUGUGUGCUAAUAAGUGUCACAUAUAUUUGGGUUGCCUUAUUUUACUCACACUUCCUCAGUAUUUUGCCACCGACCAGCUCCUAACGUAAUGUGACCGCUCAUACCUUAUUUCAGAGCAGUGCCUCCACUGAUGAAGUGAAGUCUUACCAACCCUAAACAGCACUGGUUAUUAUCUCUUAACAAGGCUUUUUUUUUUUACUUAUUGGCAGUCAUGACUAAAAGACAAGAUUUUUGCCUUUUGAAAUUAUGCAAAUAACUGGGAACAAUUGUGGAUUUCUAUAAGUGAGGGCCAAUCAGGAUGAGUAGUUUUAGGUUAAUAAAAUAGAAAUCGAUUUUUGGUUUAUUCAGCCUUUACAGAGAUAGUCCUUAUAGAAACAGAAGUGUGUUUGUGUGUUUGUGUGUGUGUCUGUUUGGGUCAGUUGAUACCCUGCCAUAGAAUUUUCUCAUUCACACUCUCUGGUAAACAGAUUGUAUCAGAAAUGUGUUACACUCAUCACAGUCUGAAACAAUAGAUCACCAUCACAGAAUGGCCACGGAACAUUCUGUGGGCUUUUAGAAAAGCGGUGAUCAUCUCACCCAUACUCACACACUGCAGUUCACUAUAUUUACGUAGCAUCUCACCUGAAAUAAGCGUGAGUAAAAUUCUAAAAUACAUGUAGGCGUGUUAAGCUGAACUGAUCAAAAUCAAACUAACAAACCCAGAUAAUACAGUUAAAAGGCGAUUUCCUCCUGUGUGGACACAGGUCAGUCAGCAUGAAACAGGGGAAAGCGUUCGGUAUAUCUGGUAGAGCUUUGCAGCAUUUUAAAGGGUAAACUACUGUUGUGUUCUGUAACAGCAGAUGUCAGCUCGUCCCAUGUUCCAGUAAUGAACAUCUGAGAGAGUGAGAGGCAUCUCGCUGCCUGUCAUCACUAAAGGGACAUGAUUGAAACAAUAAAUAUAUUGCGCGCCCGUACACAGACACUGGCAGUGAAAUGCAGCAGGGAAACAAACUGACUUUUGAGUCUCAGUGGUCCAAACAGGGAACGCUGCAGACAUGUUGAGAAGCAUCAAGAGUUCAGACGUCAACUAAGGUGCAAUGUUUUAUAUUCUAAAUGAAGUCAUUAUUUUAUAUGUAGUUUAUAUUAACCCAACACUCAUGCUGUCAUCUUAAUGGUAUCUGUUUAUUAUGCUGCUGAGAUCUGAGUUUUCUAGCUCAUAAACUAGUGCCGAGACGGUCUGUGUUAAAAUAAUAUGACUUGGUCUAACAAAAUAUUAAAAUAUCAGGUGCCCAUUUGUGGUUAUUGUUGAUUGAUUUGUGGAUACCAAUGAUAAUAUCGAUAUAAAUGAACAUUUAAAAACGCUUAACCAGUAACGGCUACUAGUUAGUCCAGCUAACCUCGGUCUGUUCAGCAAGUUAGGAUAAAUAGUUUUUGACAGAACAUAAACCAGCUGUGCUGCCCUUGUUUCAGUCCUUUUGUGUGCUAAAAACAAGACUCUUAAAAUAGGUUUAUGUUGGGCUGCUGCAGUGAUGCUGAGAGCAGAGCUGAAGAAAAGCAAAUAUAGGCUGACUCCCUGUAAGAUGUCAAAAUGUCAGCAUUUAAAAAAAAACAAAUCCUGAAAGCCAAAUGUAGAAAGAUUCACACAUAACUGAGACAAGUUAUUGUCACAAUUUAAUGCACAGAAUAACAUUUAAUGAUGGGUUUGUCAGUAUAUGUUUACCUCCGAAUAAACAUAAAUCAGUAUUUGCCUUAAUGCACUUUUCCUGAAAUAGAGUUCCACUUGGUGAUCAGAUGGUGAAUUGUUAUCUGGACUCAGCACUUUAUCAGGAUGAACAGUAGAGUCAAGUGUAGAAUGACUAAAACGACUGAAGCAAUUACAAGUAAUUUCAAUCUUUCACAAAUAGUGCCUUAAAACAUCAGAAUGGUUCAUAUCCAUGCUGUACUUUAUUCACUUUAUAAAUAUGAACGUGCCAAAUUGCAUUAACAAGUACAUGUCGGUCAGUAAGGCUAGAGAUAACAGGCUGUUCUCUGUCGAAGCGGGAGCGCUUUGCUUAAUGAAUAUUGUGACUUUUUAAUUGUGAUGACUGUGAGACUGUCAGGAAAAAAAAGACAUAUUUUGGAAUGAAGAUGAGCUCCUUCAAACUAUUGUGCUCCACUUCUAGUGUUUUCUAAUUUAUUUCCAUGAAUGUGUGUGUCAGGUACUGCUGACAGUGAUGCUGAUCCCAGUUUACAAAUCACUAACAUUUUUCUGCUCACACAUGCAUUUGUACAGUCGUACAAACACAACAAAGCAAGAACAGAAUGCAAGUGUGUGUGUAUGUGUGUGUGUUUGUAAGAGAGAAAGCUCAGUGCUUCUGUUUAAAACCCAGUCUUGUCUUCUUGCGGACAUUUAAUAUAAAGUAUCUCAAGUUUUACCUUGAAACACUAAAAACUGCUUAAAUGUGAACGUUUUUGCAUCUGUUGAACCAGACUUGAUAGAAAUCUAAAAGCUUGUUAGUGUCACAACACGAAGACGCUGAUAAUAAUGUGCAUUUCAAACCGAGGAAAGUGUCAGAGGCAGUCUCUGCUCGUUUGGUUUAGUGCAGCUCAUCGGAUUAUUCAGUUGAUUUAUCGAGUGUCGAGUAGUUUUCGUGUGUUCUUUUUCAUCGCAUUACUUUUCCCUUUGUUUUCACGCUUUCAAAUGUGGCUCACGUCACGAUCAGAAAUGAGGCACAACCAUGACACUAUGUUUUUGAAGAAAUGGAACCAUGAUUGUUGUUAUGAAUGGGGGAUCAUUAAUUAUUUAUUCCUUUGCAAAGAGUUAUUCCUCUUAUCAGUGUGGAGUGGGAGUGAAGGUGACGAAGGCAGAUGUUUUUUUUAAUGUUUUUUUUAACUAAUUAAAGCCUGUAUCAGUUUUUGUGCAGUGAACUGCCGUGUGCUGCUGAUGUUUUUUUUUUUUAAUUAUCAUUUUUGAAAUUGUUCAAAGGGAAAUAAGCAAAUAAAGAUUUAGCUAAAAUAUUAUUUGAGAUAUUUGAUUUUUUUUGUAACAUGGUGCUAAAAGUUCUAUAUUUGCUACUAAUUCACACUGAAACAUUGGAUAAGUAUACUAGACUAGUACGGUUUCAUCUACAAACUGCGCUGAUCACUGGGAAGUUAAUUCCAUUAAAAAAAAUUGUGAGAAUUUUUUUUUUUUUUAACAUAACUUCAUACUAUUUUAAGGGGAGUGUGAUUUGCUGCGUGGAUGGGAUCAAUCAGCUGACAGACUGAAGCACAUCUAAUAAAUGUCUUAAAUCCAAGUCAAGCAGAGCUCUUAACUCCCACACAUCCACAGUAUCGGAUUAUACACAAGUUUCACAUUAAGAAGGAAAUUUGCUGCAUUACCUGUAUUGUUUUGUUCUGUUCUACAGCAAAUGGGUUGUGCUAAUGUAAUAAAUGAUUGUGUCUGCAGUGAAUGUGUCUUACACUCCUU
Molecule: messenger RNA, 4935 nt
Organism: Salarias fasciatus (jewelled blenny)
Lineage: Eukaryota; Metazoa; Chordata; Actinopteri; Blenniiformes; Blenniidae
Gene: dnajb2
Product: DnaJ heat shock protein family (Hsp40) member B2
Exons: 9
Coding region: 289-1518 (409 amino acids)
Molecular function (GO): Hsp70 protein binding
Source: RefSeq, a predicted model, not a curated record